AUGGAUCAACCCGAGGGAUUUGUUGCUUCUGGACAAGAGAAGAAGAAUAUGGAACCUUCAAAAGAUAGAGAUGCUACACUAAGUUGCUUUGCUGCAUAUGUGUCAUGUAUAGUGUGUGCUUACUUUAUGUUGUUUGAGAAUAAAAGAGAAGUAACUUCUAGGGAACCAACCGAGUUGAGAGAUUCAUUGAGAAAUGCUUAUAUCUACCGAUUAUUCUAUGGCGGCAGAACAUUUGCAUAUGACUACUUAAGAAUGGAUAGAGGUCCAUUUUUUAACCUUGUUCGCAUGUUACGAAAGUCUAGACUUCUUAAAGAUACCAUAUAUGUUUCCAUCGAGGAGCAAGUUGCUAUGUUUUUACACAUAGUAGGGCAUAAUGCAAAAAAUAGGGUUGUUGGUAUAAACUUCGUACGUUCAGGCGAAACUAUUAGUAGGUACUUCAAUGCAGUCCUCGUGGCAAUAUUAAAACUAAGACCAUUACUAAUGAAGCAAGCGAGUGGUGAGGUAUCCGAUGAGAUUCGUUGUAGAUCAACUUGGUAUCGUUGUAGAUCAACUUGGUACCCUUGGUUUGAGAACUGUAUUGGUAUGAUUGAUGGAACACACAUUGCUGCGUCUGUCCCUGAUAAUAUAGUUGCUCGAUUUCAUGGUCGUAAAGAUGGUCCCACACAAAAUGUGCUUGGAGUUGUUACACCUAAUAAGCUAUUUUGUUAUGUCAUGGCUGGAUGGGAAGGGUCCGCUAAUGACUUUACAGUUUUGAGGGAUGCAUUGUCUAUGCCUCCUCCAAAGGGAUUGCGUUUGAUAAAAGAUAAAUAUUAUCUCUGCGAUGCUGGAUAUACGACAAUGCCUGGUUUUAUUGCACCUUAUCGUGGCAUGCGCUACCAUCUUAAAGAGCAAGACGGUAGAGAACCAUUGAACCAUCGAGAGCUUUUUAAUCUUCGUCACUCAUCACUUCGAUCAAAGAUAGAGAGCGCAUUUGGAAUUUUGAAAAAUCGUUUUAAAAUUCUAACAUGUAGGCCUGAUUUUCCAUUUCAAACACAGGUCAAGAUUGUUAUUGCAUGUUGCAUUCUACAUAAUUAUAUAAUGAUAGUUGAUCCAGAUGAUCGUUACAUAACAGAAGAUGUAGUUUUUGAUGAAAGCGAGAGUGAAUUUGUUAGUGAAGAACCUGAGGUUAGCAUGCUCAAUUUAAGCAAAAGGGAACCAAAAGAAGCACAAGCUACUUGGUUAAAGAAAAGAGAUGAAAUAGCAAAGUCUAUGUGGAUAGAAUAUUGCGCUCGAUAUAAGGAAGGUAAUGAGGUGGAAAUUGGAUUAGGACGAUGGAGAAUAUAGAAAAGUG
This is a messenger RNA of Asparagus officinalis (garden asparagus), 1330 nucleotides long. Its product is annotated as protein ALP1-like. The coding region runs from base 1 to 1323 and encodes 440 amino acids. The record is from RefSeq and is a predicted model, not a curated record. Lineage: Eukaryota; Viridiplantae; Streptophyta; Magnoliopsida; Asparagales; Asparagaceae. The transcript is spliced from 5 exons.